Messenger RNA from Phyllotreta striolata, 2412 nucleotides. The record is from the annotation of a GenBank genome assembly. NCBI's taxonomy places the organism in Eukaryota, Metazoa, Arthropoda, Insecta, Coleoptera, Chrysomelidae.
CAAACGUCAAUUUUCAAGCGAAAGUAGAAAAUACAACUAAAAAAUUCGAAUAUGUCUCUAUUUAGGAAGCCCAAAAAGACUAUCCAGCGGCGAGUAUUCACGGAAAACAAUGACGACGAGGACGACGAGACUCCAAUGGACGUCCAAGAGACCGUACGAACCGAGAAAAAGUCGAAGAAGAAAGACAAAUCCUCCAAAAAGCAAGCCCUCCUGAGCUUCGACGACGAGGAGGAAGGCGAAAUGUUCCAAGUGAAAAAGUCCUCGCACAACAAGAAGGUGUUAAAAAUGUUCGAAAAGGAAAAGAGGAAAAAGGAGACCAAGCCCGAGAAGGAGGACGUCAAAUCUAAAAACAAGACCGAAAUAGUCACAGACGAUUUCGUUUUAGUGGUGAAUUCCAGCCACAAGAAACCGCAAACUCCCCCGCCACCGGUCAUAAUCAGCGGUCGGGACGCUUUGUUCAUUGGCAAAGACGAUCUAUCAUCGGAAGAAGAAGACUCCACCGUCGGACACAGAUUUUCCAAACCCGAUAAUUUCAAGAAAGUACUAGAAUCGGGCGCCAUACCCGACGCAGCAAUGAUCCACGCUGCAAGGAAACGCCGCCAGCGCGCCAGAGAAAUGGGCGAUUUCAUACCCGUCGAAGAAGAAGAACCCGAAGAUAAAGGCCGGUUAAUGAGAGAAGACGAAAACGACGAAAGCGACGAAGAACGAAUCGACAUGGACGUUAACCUUCUUCUAAAAGACAAAGAACGCAGACGGGAGCAAUUCCUAGCAGCCCAAUCGUCCCCCGAUCUCGAAGCGGACGAGUGGGAAGACCAGCAACUCAGAAAAGGCGUCACAGGAGCCGCCAUGGAAGCCGCCAGAGAAAUGCUCUAUCCAGUCGAGUGCCCUUCGCCUCCUCGUAUAACCACCCAAGUACCGAUCAUCGAACCGGGGAUACCCAGAACCCCGCAAAUGAUCGCCGAAAAGCUCAGAGAACAAUACGAGAAGGUCCUUCGAUCGCGAGACGCCCACGAGGCCCAGUUGGACAAAACCAGAAACGACAUCGACGAGGUCAAAAAGGAGAUCGAAGAGUUGAAAGUUAAAGCCCCCACGGCCGCCACUCGGUUCAGGUUCUACCAGGAGCUGCGCGGCUACAUAACGGACCUCGUGGAAUGCUUGGACGAGAAAGUUGGAGUGAUUGCGAACUUGGAGACUCGCGCGUUGGAUUUGAUGGCGCGCAAAUCGGACUGGUUGAUAGAAAGGAGGCGGCAGGACGUGCGGGACCAGGCCGAAGAGGCCACCAACAAAGGGGCGCCGGUUAAUAAAGGGUUGGAGGGCGAGGAGAAGCAACGAAGGGCGGCCGAGAGAGAAGGGAGAAGGACGAGACGGAGGAGGGGUAGGGAAUCGUCGGGGCAACCUAAGCACGUUGAAGGUAUGUCGAGCGAUGAUGAAAUUUCGCAGCAGGAUAUUCUACUGUUCGAUAAGGAAAGGGAGCAAAUUCAGGCCGAAUUGGAGGAGGUUUUCGAAGAUGUCGUAGAGGAAUACUCGACUUCUGCGAGCAUAUUAAUCCGCUUCGAAAAAUGGAGGUCUAAUGAUUUAACAGCCUAUUCGGAAGCCUACGCUUCGUUUUGCCUACCCAAGGUGGUAAGUCCGCUGGUUAGGCUUAAUUUGGUGUUUUGGGAUCCCCUAAACGAAAUGGUGGAAUUGGAAAAACUGGAGUGGUACAGAACUUUAGCUCUCUACGGUUUACACGAUGAUGAAACUGAAGAAACUUUAGCAAAAGAUCCUGAUAUUUCGUUACUUCCUAGUUUAAUUGAUAAAAUUAUAAUACCAAAGCUCACUCAACUAGUAGAUAGAUGUUGGGAUCCCCUAUCGAGUUCUCAAACUCUACGAUUGGUUGGGACUAUAAGUAGAUACAUCAGAAGAUUUCCAACGCUAGGCCCGGCCAGUAAAUCACUUCAUAAUCUAUUCAGCGCUAUUAUGCACAAAAUGAAAACCGCUUUAGAGCACGACGUAUUCAUUCCGAUCACUCCGAAAAUAGCCGAUAGCAAGUGCCAGUUUUUCCAGAGGCAAUUCGCCAGCGGUUUGAAGCUGCUGAAGAAUAUCACGAGCUGGCAGGGCAUCCUGAACGAGACCACCCUCAAGGAAUUGGCCUUGACGGCCCUUCUGGACAGGUACCUGUUGAGCGCCUUGAAGUUUUGCUCUCUGAUAGACGCCGUGCAGAAAGUGAGGCUCAUCAGUUUGAUUUUGCCGAGGGUCUGGUUGCAAGGCAACACGCCGGAGUUCAAGAAUUUCACGAAUUCCGUGAUGAAUUUGCACCAGCAGCUGGACAAGAACAAUCCCGUGCACCUCGAGCCGAUCGAAACUGUGACGAGCAUUUUGAAAACGCUAAGGUCUCAAAAUUAGUUUAAUGUUAUUUAUAUUAGUGUUAAU